This is a messenger RNA of Phytophthora nicotianae INRA-310, 858 nucleotides long. RefSeq lists its product as hypothetical. The coding region runs from base 1 to 858 and encodes 285 amino acids. The transcript is spliced from 3 exons. NCBI's taxonomy places the organism in Eukaryota, Oomycota, Peronosporomycetes, Peronosporales, Peronosporaceae. Gene Ontology annotation, molecular function: protein dimerization activity. The record is from RefSeq and is a predicted model, not a curated record.
AUGUACAGAACUUUCCCAGGGGCAACUCAAUCCAACGGCUACAGCACGGCAGACCAACAAGUCGACGCUGGCUGGGGAUCAAAUUUUACAUAUGAACAGCAAGAACAACGCAAUUCCUCACAACCAACGGAGACUUUUACAUGUAAUUCCGAUAACCCAGCUACUGGAACAUCAAGUGAAGCUUCCACAGAGUACUUAACGUCGCCGCCUCUCUCCAGCUUCUCAGUUCUACUCAAGGACAACGGAGAGUUUAGAGACAGCCAGGAUUUUGGUUCUCGAAACGGCGAUAUCCCACAAUUCCAGUCUGGAAAUGAUAUCUACACUACCGGACUCGAUACGCCCAUGACGAACUUAGCGAUGCAAGAUGCGAUGGAACUGGUCAGUUUUAAACUGGGGCAACGCACAACGCCUACGCUGGCAAUUGGACAUGAAUCAGCUGCUGUGGAAACGGCUCAAGCCAAGCACUCAGCAAUGCCCAAGCUACGGAGUCUGGACUGCCCAACUUUCUCGAGUAGCGACGAUGACGACGUGAUAUCUUUCAGUGGGAUUCCCAUGACGAACAGUGUGAAUACAGGUCGCACUAUCGUUGAAAAUGAUCGUGGCUUUCGAAAGAAGUCGCGAGAAAAAAUGCGACGCCACGAGGUGAAUAUCAAGUUUGAAAUGCUCGUUAAUGUUCUGGGGCUCGCCAGUCGCGCUCGCAAGAAGAAUAUUCUGCACGAGGCAGCAUCUGCUAUCAAAGGCUUAAAAAGAGAGUGCAAUCAGCUGCGUCGUGAACGAGAUCGACUUCAGCAAGAAUUGAACAAUUUGGCUACAUAUCUACAGAGCACGGAAAGUGGAGGACCGUAUCUGACGUCAUAA